Messenger RNA from Galdieria sulphuraria, 1141 nucleotides. RefSeq names its product mitochondrial presequence translocase subunit Tim50. NCBI's taxonomy places the organism in Eukaryota, Rhodophyta, Bangiophyceae, Galdieriales, Galdieriaceae. Bases 84 to 1007 code for a protein of 307 amino acids. The record is from RefSeq and is a predicted model, not a curated record. Gene Ontology annotation, molecular function: phosphoprotein phosphatase activity. The transcript has 5 exons.
UUCAACUAUACGUAGGUAAAGGAUAAUCUUUUGAUUAUCCAUGCCAUGCAUGAUGUGUGCAUAACAUCGCCAUUUCAAGUUUAAUGGUUAGUUUGGCCGCAUUACGUCAAAGUUUUCGUCGCUUAAAACUCAACGAGACACAAAUUGGACAAUGUUUCAGGCUCUUACAUGAAAACUCCAAGUCAAAUAGCGGCUUGGCAACACCGAAUAAAAGGCAUAUGUUCUCUAACUUCGAGGAAAGUUCUUCUGAAAAGUUUAACCAACAAAAGCAAACUAAUGAGCGACGACCGUUUACUUGGAGAGAGUACCUCAUGUUAACGACUUCCAUCGUUGGUUUAUGUACAACUUGUUACUAUCGUUUUGACUCUACGAAGAUAUUUGAGGAUAUUGAAACGUUACUCGAUAAGGUUUCCUUUCAGUUCAAUCAAAAAGUGAUCUCUUCUCUGAGAAGAAAGUUUCUACCAGAUCCUACACAGUUGGCUCCGGAUGGCUUACCUCGCCGAACACUGGUGCUUGACCUUGAUGAAACUUUGGUUUAUUCACAGUGGAAAGCUUCAGAGGGUUGGAAGACUCUAGUGCGCCCAGGAGUAGAAACUUUCUUGGAGCAGAUGAGUCAUUUGUAUGAGAUUGUCUUAUUCACUUCGUCACUACCUGAACAUGUCGAUCCUAUCGUUCGACAAAUAGAUAGUGGAGGGUAUAUUUCUCAUGUACUUUAUCGAGACUGUAUCAAACGUGAAUAUGGCUAUAGUAUCAAAGAUUUAUCUCGACUGAAUCGUGAUUUGAAACGGACUAUUAUUGUAGAUAAUGAGCCUCAGUGUUUUAAAUAUCAACCUUUGAAUGGGAUUGCGGUUCCUUCCUGGAAAGGAAACGAAGAUGAUCGAUGUCUAUUUGAACUCACUUCUCUUUUGGAGUAUAUUGUGCGUCAAGAUGUUCCAGAUGUUCGAGAUGUGAUAGAAAAGUAUUGGCGAGGUGAAUUGGCUCUUUCAUCAACUGAAUUCGUAAGAUGAAGUUUUAUACAACUAUGAUGGAGGAGGAGAGUAGAAUGCAUUGAUUGGUUGUGGAAUUCUUUGUUUCUUUGAAUAGUUUUGAUUUAGAUUUUAUGGUUUUUAUUCUUAUCAUAAAUAUAACUUGGCCUUUCUUU